This is a messenger RNA of Miscanthus lutarioriparius, 519 nucleotides long. NCBI's taxonomy places the organism in Eukaryota, Viridiplantae, Streptophyta, Magnoliopsida, Poales, Poaceae. The record is from the annotation of a GenBank genome assembly.
AUGGCUUCCCACCAGGACAAGGCUAGCUACCAGGCCGGCGAGACCAAGGCCCGCACCGAGGAGAAGACUGGGCAGGCGAUGGGGGCGACCAAGGACACGGCGCAGCACGCCAAGGAGACCACCAAGCAGAAGGCGUCCGACACCGGCAGCUACCUGGGCCAGAAGACCGAGGAGGCCAAGCAGAAGGCCGGCGAGACGACGGAGGCCGCCAAGCAGAAGGCCGGCCAGACGACGGAGGCCGCCAAGCAGAAGGCCGGCCAGACGACGGAGGCCACCAAGCAGAAGGCCGGCCAGACCACGGAGGCCGACAAGCAGAAGGUCGCCGAGGACACCGUCGUCUCCGGCAAGGAGAAGUCCGGCGGCGUCAUCCAGCAGGCCACUGAGCAGGUGAAGAGCGCGGCGGCGGGCGCCAAGGACGCGGUGAUGAACACGCUGGGGAUGGGCGGGGACAACAGCAAGCAGGGCGACACCAACACCAACAACAGCAAGGACGACUCCACCAUCACCAGGGAUCACUAG